AUCCGGAUUCCGGCCGGCCCCGUCCUUGCCGACGAGCUGCCUACCGUGCCCCGCAUCCUCGGUAGAGCACCUGCGAUCGGACCCUUGUUGCGUCGCCCUUCCCCCCCCCCUCUCCUCGCCCGCCAUCCGCGACAGUCCUCUCUCUUCAACAGCAUCACGACCUCCGAAGCGUCUUCCAAAAUGUCGACUGGAUCUAGCGAUUCCGGCACUCAAACGCCCUCGGCGACCGUGGAGCAACCGAACCUCAAUGGCGCUCAGCAGUCCUACACUUUUCCAACCGAAAAGCUGAAGCGCCGCCAAACACAGCCUGGGAAGACACCCCUCGUGCUGGUGGCCUGCGGGUCGUUCUCUCCAAUAACCUUCCUCCACCUCCGCAUGUUCGAGAUGGCAAGCGACUUUGUCCGGUUCAACACCGACUUCGAAGUGUGCGGCGGAUAUCUGUCACCGGUCAGCGACGCUUACAAGAAGGUGGGGCUAGCGCCCGGCGUCCACCGGGUCAAUAUGUGCGCGAGAGCCGUCGAGCAGUCGUCCUGGCUCAUGGUCGACCCGUACGAGACGGUCAAUUGUGACGAAAAGGGGGAGCCGCGAUACGUGCCGACCGCCAAGGUCUUGCGCCACUUUGAUUACGAAAUCAAUGAAGUGCUCGGAGGUAUCGAGGGCACAGAUGGGCAGAGAAAGAAGGCUCGGAUUGCGCUUCUGGCUGGCGCCGACUUGGUCAUGUCUAUGGGUGAGCCUGGGCUUUGGGCACCAAAGGAUCUCGAUACGAUCCUCGGCCAGUACGGCGCUUUCAUCAUCGAGCGCUCCGGGACGGAUAUCGACGAGGCUCUCGCCUCCCUCAGGCAGUAUGAGCACAACAUUUGGGUGAUCAGCCAGGUCAUCCAGAACGACAUCAGCUCUACUAAGGUUCGGCUGUUCUUGAAGAAGGACCUUAGUGUCAGGUACCUGAUUCCGGAUCCCGUCGUCGAGUACAUCGAGGAACACGGCCUGUUUUCGGAACCCAGCGCGAACAAGUCUAGGAGCCGGACACCGGAUGUUGCUUCUGGGCCUUCAGACAACAAGCCUACCAAGGGCUGAAUAGGCUUGAACACUCGAAGACAAGCCGACCUCAAAGAGAGACAGAUGCACACAAUUAUAGAGCGGGCGAUUGUGACCCGC
Molecule: messenger RNA, 1155 nt
Organism: Thermothelomyces thermophilus ATCC 42464
Lineage: Eukaryota; Fungi; Ascomycota; Sordariomycetes; Sordariales; Chaetomiaceae
Exons: 6
Coding region: 181-1074 (297 amino acids)
Biological process (GO): NAD+ biosynthetic process
Molecular function (GO): nicotinate-nucleotide adenylyltransferase activity; nicotinamide-nucleotide adenylyltransferase activity
Source: RefSeq, a predicted model, not a curated record